This is a messenger RNA of Zingiber officinale, 782 nucleotides long. RefSeq names its product protein CURVATURE THYLAKOID 1A, chloroplastic-like. The transcript has 5 exons. Lineage: Eukaryota; Viridiplantae; Streptophyta; Magnoliopsida; Zingiberales; Zingiberaceae. The coding region runs from base 47 to 550 and encodes 167 amino acids. The record is from RefSeq and is a predicted model, not a curated record. Gene Ontology annotation, cellular component: chloroplast thylakoid membrane; thylakoid.
AGCCACCGCUGCAUUGAGUUGGGUGUCUCACAAACUUCGCACCGUUAUGGCGGCGACGGCAUCUGCAGCGUUGUGCCCCGCGGCGGUUCUCACCGGAGCUCGCAUUCCCUCGCCUGUCGUUGCCACUGCUCGAGCCACCGUCCGCUUCUUCUCUCCGCCUCGACUUUAUUCUUCGUCCAAACUCCUCCAUCUUGACUCCCAAUCGCAAGAUGUUUGCAGAUUCUUUUCACUCCGUGCAAGAGCUUCUUCAGAUGAGUCAUCUUCCUCUGCAGAUGAUGUUCUUGCAGAUUUGAAGGCGAAAUGGGAUUCACUGGAGAACAAAUCCACUGUGCUCUUAUAUGGCGGCGGUGCACUUGUAGCGGUGUGGCUAUCAUCGGUUGUUGUUGGGGCAAUCAAUUCAGUUCCUCUGCUUCCAAAAGUCCUGGAGUUAGUAGGUCUUGGAUAUACUGGAUGGUUUGUGUACCGGUACCUGCUUUUUAAGGAAAGCAGAAAGGAGCUUGCCAGUGACAUUGAAGAUUUGAAGAAAAAAAUUGCUGGCUCAAGUGAAUGACUUCGGUUAACCGGCAAUUCAAGGAGUUCAUUAGCAUUUUACAAUUGAGAAUUUUUAUCGUGAUGCCCAUAUUUAUUUAUUAGCUAUACGAUUAUUAGGAGGUGCUUAUGCAAUCGUUGAUUUGUUAGCUGGCAAUCCAAAGAUUAUGACUUUCUGUACAAGACCAAUAACUAGUAUUUUCUCUUGUGUUGUAUGAUGAUGAUUUUCUUAUAUUGAAAUCACAAUCAGGUAA